This is a messenger RNA of Limanda limanda (common dab), 801 nucleotides long. RefSeq names its product leucine rich repeat containing 3 (gene lrrc3). Lineage: Eukaryota; Metazoa; Chordata; Actinopteri; Pleuronectiformes; Pleuronectidae. The transcript has a single exon. Gene Ontology annotation, molecular function: protein binding. The record is from RefSeq and is a predicted model, not a curated record. The coding region runs from base 1 to 801 and encodes 266 amino acids. Gene Ontology annotation, cellular component: extracellular matrix.
AUGCAGGACUCAGCCGGGCCUGAUAUGCCGGGGAAACAUCCGAUCUGUGAUGGCUUUGCCCUCGUGUGGCGCCUGCUCCUUGGAUUAGUCAUGGCGAGUGCCCCGGCGAUGGCUUGCCCGACAAGUUGUCUCUGCAUAGAGAAGGGCGGCAAGACGGUCGUCCAGUGUGUGUCCCACAACCUGGAGACGAUCCCGACAGAUCUCCCUGGUGACACUGUGGUCCUGCACCUGGCGUCCAACCACAUCACGCACAUCCCCAACCACGCCUUCAGCGAGCUGCGCUACCUGCAGGAGGUGGACCUGUCCAACAACGACAUCGAGACUUUGGACGCCGCAGCGUUUCAAGGCGUUUCGGACAGCCUGCUCGUGCUGGACCUGUCCAACAAUCGCAUGCAGAGCGUCCCCAAAGAGGCCUUCGCCCGCCUCCGAGCCAAGAUCAGCCUCUCCAACAACCCGUGGCACUGCGAGUGCACGCUGCAGGAGGUGCUGAGGGAGCUGCGGCUCGACCCCGAGACGGUGAACGAGGUCAUGUGCCACACGGCCGUGCAGGAGGAGUACGCCGGCAAGCCGGUGAUCCAGGUGCUGGACUCAGGGAUCAACUUCUGCAACUUUCACCACAAGACCACCGACGUGGCCAUGUUCGUGACCAUGUUCGGAUGGUUCACCAUGGUGAUCGCCUACGUCAUCUACUACGUGAGACACAACCAGGAGGACGCCCGGCGGCACCUGGAGUACCUCAAGUCGCUGCCCAGCAGCUCUCAGAUCAGCAAGGACUUCGACACCAUCAGCACGGUUCUUUAG